UUUCACCGCAGAGCGAGAUCGAAUUCCACGGACCAAAAUCCACCCAGGAAGUCAUCACGAGCAUGUCUGCGAUCAAAGCCAAGGUCGAGGACGCCGCUUCGUCCGCCAAGGCCGGCACGGAGAAGGCCAUGGCCGCCGCCGGUGAGAAGGCGGAGAAGGCGACGAUGAGAGACCCGAUGAAGAAGCGGGCGGCCGAGGAGCGGAAGGAGGACCGGAAGCUGGAGAUCGAAUCCGACGAGAGGGUCGAGAAGGCCGGCCAUGGCUCCGAGAAAAAGCACACGGUGGAAGGGUAGGCCGUACGCGAGCUACGACUGCAGCGCAGCACGUCGGCGCUGCCGCAAGUGGAACGAGCACGGAGCACCAUUCGACCGGUGCGCCGUAGACAUACGAGCUAUGUAUGUAAUGUUGAUUUGAGUUUAUUAAAAAAACAAACAUCUAUCGUUGUUAUUUUUCUUAUAUUCAUCACGAGUAUAUCAUGAUAGUAUGUUUAAUUUAAUUGGUACAGUAG
This is a messenger RNA of Panicum virgatum (switchgrass), 508 nucleotides long. Its product is annotated as protein LE25-like. The record is from RefSeq and is a predicted model, not a curated record. The transcript has a single exon. Gene Ontology annotation, biological process: embryo development ending in seed dormancy. NCBI's taxonomy places the organism in Eukaryota, Viridiplantae, Streptophyta, Magnoliopsida, Poales, Poaceae. Bases 63 to 293 code for a protein of 76 amino acids.